Messenger RNA from Penicillium longicatenatum, 330 nucleotides. RefSeq lists its product as uncharacterized. Bases 1 to 330 code for a protein of 109 amino acids. The transcript has a single exon. The record is from RefSeq and is a predicted model, not a curated record. Lineage: Eukaryota; Fungi; Ascomycota; Eurotiomycetes; Eurotiales; Aspergillaceae.
AUGCAGGAGGAGCUUACGAAGUUGAAGAAGGAAGCCGAAGACCUUCGAGCGGAGCAGGCGGACCUCGAAGCCCAGAUGGGCGCCUAUCGCGAGCUUAUACAGAGGGCUCGGGAACACUGCAGAACAGCUUUGAAUAAGCCAAAAUUUGCGAACCCCCUAUUCUCCACCGAAGAAAUGGCAAUCCGGAAAGACGAGUACGACCGCAACCUUAGCGGGCCAUGGCUAUUGGAAAUGGAGUCACGUAUCGGGGAGAUGCAAGAGACUUUCGGGUUACUCAUUGACAAAGCCAGAGAAAUCAUGGCUCGAUUGAAUGCUUUGAUCAAGUCAUAG